UUUUUUAAGCUACUGGCGGAAAUAUUUUACUUUAUAUUUUUAUUCUUUCACUUAAUCUUGUUGAUUUAUUUACCGGUGACAUCUACUACUUGUUCCCGUUUAUUGACCGUCGUUGUUACUUGUUCGGCGACGAUGGUAGUGCUGGUGGCGGAGGAGGAGGAGGGAAGUGCUUGUAAUUGUUAAAAUUGGUGGCGGCGGCACCACCAACGACGACGAUUUAUGCAAAUUUUCCAAUAUCUGCUUGUCUUGGGUUCCUACCUCGUCCAUUAUACGCCACUAACAAUAUCAGCAGCAGCAGCGAACGUGUGUAUUAUAGAAUCACGUUAGCGGCUUCCUUAAUCCUAUUGUUAGCCUCUCUGUUCCUUCAUUUCCUUUAUAUAUCAAUCUAUAAUACUAAUAACCCGUGUUAGUUAUUGAAUAAUUUCCCCAACUAAACCCCUGCCUCCAUAAAAAAAAAAGCAAUGCGGGAUCUACAUAUCUCCAAAAUGAAGGAUCUCUCUUUAGGAAACUCCACUGAAGAUCCUAAUGUUAUAAUUGAAACUGUUGAAGACAAUGCUGACAAUGAGAACAAAGGAACGCAGUCUCUUAAACCAACUCUUACAACCAAAAACCCGGUUAUGUAUCUAAAUGAAUUGUUGCCCGAACCUUUGGUUUAUGAACUGAUGUCAGAAUCUGGUCCUCCUCAUGAUAGGAAUUUUGUCAUGUCGGUAAAGGCUAAUGACCAAACGGUGCAGGGGGCUGGUCGCAGCAAGAAACUUGCCAAGGCAGCAGCUGCCCAAGUAGCUUUGUUUAAGCUUUUCAACAUCGUCUACAUCUCAGAACCAGGUCAGUUGAUCUAAUUUCCCAUCUACAGCCAUACAAUUCUUCACGAAAAUUUAGAUUUAGUUCAUCAGAAUCAAGCUACAUCUAAAAGAAUAUUUGUAAUAAUCACCAAUGUUGUCAUUAGUCGACAAUCUAAGGUCAAAUGCUAAUUGUUUGCUCCUCUGAUCGGAUCUUGUUUUCUAGUUCCUUUUUAUCGUUUUUGAUGUUGUUUGUGUUUAAUAUCUUUUUUGUAUAACCAAAUUUAUUUGGUUGAAUUGUGUUUCCUUUGUGUCAUUGAAAUAACAAUUUAGGGUAAAAAUUAAAAAGUAGCAUGUGACAUUCAAUAGCUCUGGUUAAUUUUUUUUUUUUUUGUGUGAUAUUUCUGUUGAUCGUUAUUUUAAAAUCAGGUUCUUGUUUUGGUAUGCCUUUUGUUUUCCAAGUGUUGAUAUUUUUGUUGAAUUGACUAAAAUGUUUGUUGUGGUGUUGUCUUUCAUAAUCUAUUGCUUAAUUCUAAAACUAAGUUUUGCUCAUCUUGGUGUUGCUUACAUAAACGCGUUGUUA
This is a messenger RNA of Octopus bimaculoides (California two-spot octopus), 1362 nucleotides long. Its product is annotated as spermatid perinuclear RNA-binding protein. Gene Ontology annotation, cellular component: nucleus; RISC-loading complex; RISC complex. The record is from RefSeq and is a predicted model, not a curated record. Gene Ontology annotation, biological process: regulation of regulatory ncRNA processing; siRNA processing. NCBI's taxonomy places the organism in Eukaryota, Metazoa, Mollusca, Cephalopoda, Octopoda, Octopodidae. Gene Ontology annotation, molecular function: siRNA binding; double-stranded RNA binding.